GUGUGUGAGAGAGAGUGUUGUGUCGGGGAGUUGUCACAGCACUGAGGAAAAAAGUGUUGGGGGGAGGCGCGCAACGUGCGAGAGGAGUUGAGGGAAAGAGAGACACAGAGGAGAGUUGCGUGAGUGUGUGUGUGCGUGUGUGUGUGUGAGAGAGAGAGAGAGAAGAGUGAGUGAGAAGAGUGAGUGAGAGACCUCGGCGGAGAGGAGGAGUAGAGAGAGAGAGAGAGAGAGAGAGGGAGGGGAGGAGGAGGAGAGCUCCGUCUCUCCCGGUGCACUUGGCAGUCUAGUUGCGGGCUGCUGUGCUGUUGCUGUCGUGGCGUGGCUGGUCGCGCCGGGCGGGGAGCGUCACCACACUGGAGCCCGGAGUCCCACUCUCUCACCUGCGCAGUUCGGAGCUGCCAUGGGUCUCUCGCCUGGAUUUACUGUCCUAAUCAUCCUGCCGGCCUUUCUGCUGCACACCAGCGGCCUUUACAUCGCCAGUAGCGUCGACUCCCUGCAGCAUGUCCUGGGGGAGUAUGGACUGGUGAGGCCGAUCAGUGUGGACGCAGAGGGCCGCUUCCUGUCACACACCGUCUCGGCUAGCCGCAUGGCAGGAGGGCAGUCCCGUAGGCGCCGGAGGAGGGAGGCGGGAGCAGGCAAUGACGAGUGGGAAGGACCAAAAGAAGAGCCGAUGGCCUUUCGCCAAAGGGUUUACUACAAUGUCACCAUCUUCGGCCGGGAAUUCCACCUGCGUCUGCGCCACAAUGCCAGGCUGGUGGCCCCCGGAGCCAAGAUGGAGUGGCACGAUGACAGCGACAGCACUCUGCAUUCUGAGCCACUGCACGAUGAAUGCUUGUACGUGGGGGACGUCAAAGACGAACCAGGAGCCUCUGUGGCUAUUAGCAACUGUGACGGCCUGGCUGGUGUGAUCCGGGUGGAGCAAGAGGAGUUUUUCAUCGAGCCGGUGGAGAGGGGCGACGGAUUGGGAGAGGAGGAGCAGGAGGAAGAGGAGGGAGGAGGAGGAGGAGGAGGAGGAGGAGGAGGAGGAGGAGGAGGAGGAGGAGGAGGAGGAGGAGGAGGGAGGACACACGUCGUCUAUCGCUCCUCAGCCAUCAAGAAAGCUCCGGUCAGCAGCCCGGCGGCAGGCUACCACUCCACAGGUGCUGACCUGAUGGACCUGGAGUCUCUGUACCGCGGCGUGGAGCAGAGCAUCAACCACACGCGAGCCGGGCGCAUGCGCAGACAGAGCCUGGACCGCGCCUACAACAUCGAGGUGCUGCUCGGCGUCGACGACUCGGUGGUCCAGUUUCACGGGAAGGAGCACGUCCAAAAGUACCUGCUCACACUCAUGAACAUUGUGAAUGAGAUCUACCACGACCAGUCUUUGGGAGCAAAGAUCAAUGUGGUGCUGGUGAGGAUUAUCAUGCUGUGCAAUGGCAAGUCCACGAGUCUGAUUAAACUGGGGAACCCAUCUCAAAGUCUGGAGAACGUGUGUCGCUGGGCCUUCCUGCAGCAGAAGCAGGACACGGGGGACACGGAGCAUCAUGAUCACGCCAUUUUCCUCACACGCCAGGAAUUUGGCCCCACGGGCAUGCAGGGUUACGCCCCCGUGACUGGCAUGUGCCACCCGGUGAGGAGCUGCACUUUGAACCAUGAAGAUGGUUUCUCCUCUGCCUUUGUGGUGGCACACGAGACCGGACAUGUGCUGGGGAUGGAGCACGAUGGCCAAGGGAACAGCUGUGGAGACGAGGUGCACAUGGGCAGCAUCAUGGCUCCGCUGGUGCAAGCUGCCUUCCACCGUUUUCAUUGGUCCAGAUGUAGCAUGCAAGAGCUGGGACGCUACCUUCAGUCUUAUGAGUGUCUCCGUGACGACCCCUUUGACCACAACUGGCCGUCUCUGCCUCAGCUUCCUGGUUUGCACUACUCCAUGAAUGAACAGUGUCGCUUUGACUUUGGUGUUGGCUACACGAUGUGCACCGCGCUACAAAAGGCGGGCCAGUCAGGAACGCAGUAUCGCACGUUUGACCCAUGUAAGCAGUUGUGGUGCAGCCACCCAGACAAUCCAUUCUUCUGCAAGACCAAGAAAGGACCUCCUAUUGAUGGCACCAUGUGUGGGAAUGGAAAGCACUGCUUUAAAGGUCACUGCAUCUGGUUGACACCUGACAUCAUAAAACAAGAUGGGAACUGGGGUAGGUGGAGCGAGUUCGGCCAGUGCUCCAGCACCUGCGGUGGAGGAGUGCAGUUUCGCACGCGUGACUGUGACAAUCCAAGGCCAGCCAACGGGGGCCGAAGCUGCAUGGGGGCAUCACAACAGUUCCAGAUGUGCAACGUCAACGAGUGCGAGGAUAUCUACAGUGACCUGCGAGAGGAGCAAUGCCUCGUUGGGGACCCCAGCAACAUGCAGCACUGGUUGCCUUAUGAACACACGGACCCCAACGAACGCUGCAGCCUGCAUUGCCAGUCCAAGGAGACGCGAGACGUGAUGUCCAUGCAGAGACUGGUCCUGGACGGCACGCGCUGCUCUUACAAGGACCCACACAGUGUGUGCGUGGAUGGGGAGUGUGAGAAAGUGGGCUGUGACGGUGUGGUUGGCUCCUCAAAGCAGGAGGACAAAUGUGGAGUCUGUGGAGGAGACAACUCCAGCUGCAAGACCUUCAAAGACACCAUCACACGCACCGCCAAGAAACAAGGUUUACUCAAAAUUCUUGAAAUCCCGAGGGGAGCGAGACACUUACUGAUCCAAGAGCCGAAAGCAACCUCACACACUUUAGCUGUAAAGAACGUCGCCUCUGGAGUAAUCUUCUUGAAUGGGGAAGAAAACAAUUACCCAGAAUCCCACUCGGUGAUAGAAAAAGGCGUGGAGUGGGAAUAUGAGAAUGACAACGACAAGGAUACCCUUCAGACCACUGGUCCCAUCAGACAUGGAGUUCUGAUCAUGAUGCACUUGCGUGGUGAUGAGGAUGUGACUUUGUCUUAUAAGUACAUGAUGAACAUGGACAGUGACUCUAUUCAGAACAACAUGCUGGUAGAGGACAGUGCAUAUGAGUGGGCUCCAAAGAAAUGGUCCUACUGCUCCAAGCACUGCGGUGGAGGGAAGCAGCACCUGCGCUACGGAUGCAGAAGGAAAGUUGACAGUAAGAUGGUCCACAAGAGCUUCUGUAACAAAUCCAACAUGAAACCCCGAGGAGACACCAGAGACUGCAACCAGAAGCCCUGCCCCCCCCCCAUCUGGGUGACAGGGGAGUGGCAGAACUGCAGCAAACCAUGUGGAAAGACAGGGAUGCAAAUCCGCUCGGUCAGCUGUGUCCAGCCAUCAGACGACAACACCACACGCUCCAUCCACAACAAACACUGCAACGACGACCGGCCCGAGUCUCGCAGACCCUGCAACCGACACUCCUGCCCGACCCAGUGGAGAGUCGGGCCGUGGUCGCAGUGCUCCGUGUCAUGUGGCAACGGGACCCAGCAGAGACCGGCGCUGUGCCACACCAGGGACAACACCAUCGGCCUGUGUCUGGACAGCAAGCCCGACACCAUCAGAGUCUGUCGCCUGGAUCCAUGUCCCAAGGGCUCGUCUGACCUCAACAAGAACGGAAACAUCCUGAUCCAGUUGCCGUCCCGACCAAACCACAACUUGGUCGGGAAGAUCUCCUCACGCCAGCGUUGUCAUGGAGACCGCUCUGUGUUGUGUCGUAUGGAGGCGCUGAAGCGCUACUGCUCUCUACCGGAGUAUCAGCGCAUGUGCUGCAAGUCCUGCAGCAAUGUCCCCAUUACAAAGCCUCCACCCAUCUCCACAUCUACAUCCAUCCUGCCAAGUGCUUCUCCAUCCACCCUCAGCUCAGGCUUCACCAUCCACCCCACCAGAGCUGUCAUCUCCACCAUUUCAGCCUUCAACAUCAAUCCGUGGACCACCAAUAGUCCUCCUACCUCUACCCCUGCUGUUCCUCAUUUCACCCCUUUACAACUAGGUUCUACACAAAUGAUGACCACUUAUGCUUUCCCAACCACCAGUGCUCCUGUCCUCCCCACUAUGUUUUCUGAGGCAACAACCUCAGUGAUCACAUCUUCUCCCAGUGUUACUAGUCAUUCCUUAGCUUUGCCUGUCCCAGGUUUUAGCACUACAAAUGGUCCAGCAACAUCUGUUACAACUGCUCUACACCUUCCAGCAACAACCGUUGCAACUAUGACCGAUGCAACUGAGAUAGACGCCCAAAUCAAAUCCAAGCCCCAAAAGAUAAUGCCAAAGAUUAAGUCCAAAAAGUGGAUUCCACCAAAGGUUAAUUCAAAAAUUAGUAAUGAACUCAAAAAUACUACAAGAAAGGAUCCACCAAAAAUCAAUCCGAAAAAGAAUAAAAGUGACAUUUUGCCAAAGAAUACCCCAUGGAACAGCCGACCGCCCAAAAGUAAACCAGUAACAACAAUUCCCAAAAGGACUACUGCGACAAACACUGCUCCCAAAAAGAUUACUCCCAAACAGCCUACACUCAAAAAGACACCACCCAAACAGACCGCUUCAAAAAAUAAUACUCCACCAAACACUACACCCAAAAAGAGUCAUCUCAAAACUACUACUACCCCAAACAAUACUUGGCCAAAUAUUACUCAAUCAAACACUACCAUCUCAAAGACUCCUUCUGUAAAGACCGACCUCAAAAAGACUCCUUCUGUAAAGACCGACCUCAAAAAGACUCCUUCUGUAAAGACCGACCUCAAAAAGACUCCUACAGGGAAGAAGACUCCUGGGAAAGUACACAAACCCAUGCUUAAAAAGGCUCCACCAAAAGCCAAAUCCCCAAAAAACAUUCAGCCAAAGACAAAAGUUACAAAGAAAAUAGAAACCAAGACAAAUCCUAUAAAGACCCCAAAAGUAGGUCCCAAAAAUGCCACACACACUCAGACCAAGGUUUAUCCAAACAAGACUAAGAGCAACACAAAAAAGGCCUUACCUAAGGCAGUGCCUUCAUUUUAUACCACAGCCUCUACUCCGAGUCCAGAACAUCUGGCCCCAAACCUUUCUUCCACUGUCUCAUCCAGCACAAGUGUACAUGGAACACCUGCAGGCAUCCCUGUGCCUGAGUCCAGAACCAAUGCUACUUAUGGCAAUAACCAAAGAGCAUUUAUAGAUGAAACUCCACUGUGGUACCCUGACACUUCAACGACAUCACCCAGCGCCUUUGAAGACUUAGUAACUCCGACUGGAACCCCCCAUUUUGAAGAAGUCAACAUUCCUAGUGGAACCAUAACAUAUAGUGAUAUCCCAUUAACCAGCAGUGGUGACAUAACAGCAACCAGCAGAAUCCUUCUCAGUGAUUAUGACAUCACAGCGUCCUACAGCAACAUUGGAGGGGUCAGUGACACCGUGGUGCUGGACGACGGCUUCACCAUGUUGAUCCCAACUAUCAAUAGUGAAGAUAUGACGGACCUGGCUUCCUCGCCAUGGAUGGAUCUGUCUGAAUAUAUUCCAGUGACCAUCCCUGUCCCCACGACCCCCUCAGACCCCGCGUCACCUGCCACCGGAACUACCCGGACACCAGACAAAUCGGCCAUCGCAACCACCGCAAGCCCACAGCGAAAACCAGAGGAGAACGGCGAUAGCAACUCCAUCGACGUCAUAUACCACAGGAUCAUCGGCGUAGACAGUGACGUCUCCCACAACAAUCUGAUCCCAAAGCGUCGGAUUAACCUCAGAGAGAGAACCAAGAACAAACGCAUUCAGGAGCUUCUGGAGGAGAAGAGGAAUUUCCUCCUGCGGAUGAAGAGAGGCCAUGCAGCAUGAUCGGCCUUCUCAUUUAUCUUAGAGAUGAAUAUUUUCUUUGCAGACUUUUUAAAACCCUCUGAACCGAUAAUGCUUCCAGGGGCCUAUCAACACAAAAACAGCUCAGUCAUGCCACUAACAUGACAAUCAUGACUGUUGAUCAUCGAGCAUAUUAUGGCCAAACAGUUGAUUUGAGCGAAUAAAAGUACAGAUUGAAGCAGAUUUGAAGCAAUUUACAAUACAACAAAAAGACACAAAAGCGCACAUCUACAGUAGUUGGCCACAGUUUUGCCAGCACUACACAAAUCAAAGCUUCCAUCCCUCCAAGCCACCUCACAGUAAGCUGCUCCUGCAGGUCCUUUCCUCACAGACAGCUGUGGCUCAAUCCCUAUUGAUAUUUUUACUUUGGUGUAAUCGAACUGUUUAUAAAGUUUACACUGCUUGGAUUGUGUUACCUUUUCCAAAGCAAACGCCAGUCUGACCACGAGGGGUCUCUCAUCUCUCAGGAAGUUAAGAUGCAGCAUGUUGAGAGACACAGCAAAACAUUUGGUGAAUUUUGAUGAUAUAUGUUUAUGUCUCAUUGGAAAAACAAGUAAAGAGAAAAAACAUUUUGCAUUUUUUUUCUUCCUUUUUUACGAUCAGUAAAGUAUGGUGCUUUUUUGGUCAGUGUUGAUAAAAGCUGCUUCCUUGUGCAUUUAUUCAUGUAAAACAAAUAAUAUUAAAAUAAACAAGCCUGUUUGUAUUAACUUUAUCCAAAUAGAAGCUUUGGGGCCAUUUUUUUUUCUUUUUAAAAAAUGGUAUUAUUGGUACAUCUCAACCUUGCAGCAGCUGCAAAAGCAUCCAUGGAUCUUUCUGUACGAUAUCUGUACAUAUGAAAAAGAACUGAAUGUUUUAAUAUUUAUUAAAGUUUAAGUGCCUAUGGUAUUUUGCAAA
Molecule: messenger RNA, 6667 nt
Organism: Pungitius pungitius (ninespine stickleback)
Lineage: Eukaryota; Metazoa; Chordata; Actinopteri; Perciformes; Gasterosteidae
Product: A disintegrin and metalloproteinase with thrombospondin motifs 2-like
Exons: 23
Coding region: 401-5755 (1784 amino acids)
Biological process (GO): extracellular matrix organization; proteolysis
Cellular component (GO): extracellular matrix
Molecular function (GO): metalloendopeptidase activity
Source: RefSeq, a predicted model, not a curated record